GCGGAGCCCACCGCUCGGGCCCCGAUGAGUAACUCUCGGAAUAACCGGGUGAUGGUGGAAGGGGUCGGGGCCCGGGUAGUCCGCGGCCCGGACUGGAAGUGGGGGAAGCAGGACGGCGGCGAGGGCCAUGUGGGCACGGUCCGGAGCUUCGAGAGCCCCGAGGAGGUGGUGGUGGUGUGGGACAACGGCACCGCCGCCAACUACCGCUGCUCUGGGGCCUACGACCUGCGCAUCCUGGACAGCGCGCCCACGGGCAUCAAGCAUGAUGGAACCAUGUGUGAUACCUGCCGCCAGCAGCCAAUCAUUGGCAUUCGGUGGAAGUGUGCAGAGUGUACAAAUUAUGAUUUGUGCACAGUUUGUUAUCAUGGAGAUAAGCAUCACUUAAGGCAUCGCUUCUAUAGAAUUACUACACCAGGAAGUGAGCGGGUUCUGUUAGAGUCUCGUAGAAAAUCUAAGAAGAUUACAGCCAGAGGGAUCUUUGCAGGUGCCAGAGUGGUACGAGGAGUAGACUGGCAAUGGGAAGAUCAGGAUGGAGGAAAUGGACGUAGGGGAAAGGUAACAGAAAUCCAAGACUGGAGUGCAUCGAGCCCACACAGUGCAGCAUAUGUUCUCUGGGAUAAUGGUGCUAAGAACCUUUACAGAGUUGGCUUUGAGGGUAUGUCUGAUCUGAAGUGUGUCCAGGAUGCCAAAGGAGGUUCUUUCUACAGAGAUCACUGCCCUGUGCUAGGUGAGCAGAAUGGCAACAGGAAUCCUGGUGGGUUGCAGAUUGGUGACCUGGUAAAUAUAGAUCUUGACCUAGAAAUUGUACAGUCUUUGCAGCAUGGUCAUGGAGGAUGGACUGAUGGCAUGUUUGAGACUUUAACUACAACUGGAACUGUUUGUGGCAUUGAUGAAGAUCAUGACAUUGUAGUACAGUAUCCAAGUGGCAAUAGGUGGACCUUCAAUCCUGCCGUUCUCACUAAAGCAAACAUUGUCCGAAGUGGGGAAGCUGCUCAGGGUGCAGAAGGAGGCACCUCACAGUUUCAAGUGGGUGAUCUUGUACAAGUUUGUUAUGAUCUGGAAAGAAUUAAACUUCUGCAAAGAGGACAUGGAGAAUGGGCUGAAGCUAUGCUCCCAACUUUAGGUAAAGUUGGCCGAGUACAACAGAUUUAUUCAGACAGCGAUUUAAAGGUGGAAGUUUGUGGCACAUCUUGGACAUACAAUCCAGCAGCAGUUUCCAAGGUGGCAUCUGCAGGAUCAGCCAUUAGCAAUGCAUCUGGUGAAAGACUCUCCCAACUAUUGAAGAAAUUAUUUGAAACUCAAGAAUCUGGUGACCUCAAUGAAGAAUUAGUUAAGGCUGCUGCCAACGGAGAUGUUGCUAAAGUGGAAGAUUUGCUAAAAAGACCAGAUGUGGAUGUAAAUGGACAAUGUGCUGGCCACACAGCUAUGCAAGCUGCUAGUCAGAAUGGACAUGUUGACAUUUUGAAGUUACUUUUGAAACAAAAUGUGGAUGUAGAAGCGGAGGACAAAGAUGGAGAUAGAGCCGUUCACCAUGCAGCUUUUGGAGAUGAAGGUGCUGUUAUAGAAGUUCUACAUCGAGGCAGUGCUGAUUUGAAUGCUCGCAACAAACGCCGACAGACACCACUUCAUAUUGCUGUCAAUAAAGGUCAUCUUCAAGUUGUGAAGACUUUAUUGGACUUUGGUUGUCAUCCCAGUCUUCAGGAUUCUGAAGGUGAUACCCCUCUUCAUGAUGCAAUAAGUAAGAAACGUGAUGAUAUCCUGGCAGUCCUUCUGGAAGCUGGAGCAGAUGUUACCAUUACAAACAAUAAUGGAUUUAAUGCCCUUCACCAUGCUGCACUAAGAGGAAAUCCCAGUGCAAUGCGUGUUUUACUGUCUAAAUUACCAAGACCAUGGAUUGUGGAUGAGAAGAAAGAUGAUGGUUAUACUGCCUUGCAUCUAGCUGCCCUUAAUAAUCAUGUGGAAGUGGCUGAAUUGUUGGUACAUCAGGGUAAUGCAAACCUGGAUAUCCAAAAUGUGAACCAACAAACGGCCCUCCAUCUUGCUGUUGAACGACAGCACACCCAGAUUGUUAGGCUUUUGGUCCGUGCAGGUGCCAAAUUAGAUAUUCAGGACAAGGAUGGGGAUACUCCUUUGCAUGAAGCUCUGAGGCAUCACACCUUGUCUCAGCUACGUCAGCUCCAAGAUAUGCAAGAUGUGGGGAAGGUCGAUGCUGCCUGGGAGCCAUCCAAAAACACAUUAAUAAUGGGACUUGGUACCCAGGGGGCAGAGAAGAAGAGUGCAGCAUCUAUUGCCUGUUUCUUGGCUGCUAAUGGUGCCGACCUUAGCAUUCGAAAUAAGAAGGGUCAAUCACCACUUGAUCUCUGUCCUGACCCAAGUCUCUGCAAAGCACUGGCAAAGUGUCAUAAAGAAAAAGUCAGUGGUCAAGUGGGCUCUCGAAGUCCUUCUAUGAUUAGUAAUGAUUCUGAAACCUUAGAAGAGUGUAUGGUGUGCUCAGAUAUGAAGAGAGAUACUCUUUUUGGCCCAUGUGGACAUAUUGCUACCUGUUCUCUAUGUUCUCCACGAGUCAAGAAAUGCCUCAUUUGUAAAGAGCAAGUUCAAUCUAGGACAAAGAUCGAAGAAUGUGUGGUAUGCUCAGACAAGAAAGCAGCUGUUCUUUUUCAACCGUGUGGACACAUGUGUGCUUGUGAGAACUGUGCUAGCUUGAUGAAAAAGUGUGUGCAGUGUCGGGCAGUGGUUGAACGAAGAGUGCCUUUCAUUAUGUGUUGUGGAGGGAAAAGUUCAGAAGACACUACUGAUGAUAUCUCAAGUGGAAGUAUCCCAGUGUUACAAAAGGACAAGGACAAUACCAAUGUCAAUGCAGAUGUGCAGAAGUUGCAGCAGCAGUUGCAAGACAUUAAGGAGCAGACAAUGUGCCCUGUGUGUUUGGAUCGUCUAAAGAAUAUGAUUUUCCUCUGUGGCCAUGGAACAUGCCAGCUCUGCGGAGACCGAAUGAGUGAAUGUCCAAUUUGUCGAAAGGCUAUUGAACGAAGGAUUCUUUUGUAUUAACAAGAAACUCAGUGUGUUUUGUUAGCUAAGGUAUUUGGUCAUGAGAUUUUAGUAAGCUUUUAAGCUAGUUGAAGGUUCUAAGAAAUUAAUUUUUAAUAUUAUAGUUUCUUUACGAGAGUAUAAUUAGAUUGUAAAUGUUCCAGAACAAAAAAACUACAAAACAGUGUUUUAAGUCCUGUGUUUUUUUGUUUGUAUUUUGUUUUAAUUUGUUUUUUUUUGUGUGUGUUUUUUGUUGUUGUUUGUUUUGUUUUAAUUUGAAACAUCACAUCCAUGUAUUUCAUGGUUAAUUUACUAUUGGCUAAGGGGAAAAUCUACUAAGGAAAAUCCUUUAAAGAUCUGUUAUAAAUUUGUUAGACGACAGAAAAUACACUUCCUUAUAAUCUCCUGUCCUUCAGUUUAUCAUGAUUUAUACAGUGAGUUGACACAGGUACUCAGAAGAGUUAUGCAUCAAGUGAAAGGGGCAAGUCAAACCAUUCUGUCACACAUAUUAAGGGAAUAUUGAAGAGAGAAUUCUUUUUAAGAUAACAUAAAGUUAUCCAAAUGAUUGUUUCUGAAUUCUUUGAGUACAUGGAAGCAUAGAAGAAUAACUUUGCAUUUAGCUUAUUUUCUAGAUUUAAAGGGAAAAGAAAACUUGGAUCCAGUUUCAAAAUGACUGGUAGACAUGAAAAGGAAAAAUUGUAGUGGGAACUGAAGGGAGGAAAACUAUUCCGUCAAAGAGUAUCUAUUAACUGCUAUUAAUGGUUGCCUUUCUUAUAUUAAUUUAAACACUGUUGUUUUGUUCAGCCAGCCUUUAAAAAAAUGCCUGUGAAAAGUGUGCCUCAGCUUUCCCUCUGGUUGCUUAUCCAGGCUUGAUCUGUCCAAUGAAAUGGUAAUCCCCUCAUUGGCCUCUGGGGUUCUCUUCAGCCCUUCCAGUAUACUGAAUAGUAGUGCCCGUGAUCUGAGCAGGAUAGUGCACUGUCCAAAGGCAUCAACCCUUUCUUCGGUCUGUUAAUUCUGACUGAUACGGAGUCUAGGCUUGCUUCCAUUCCCUCUCAGAUAGUAAGGCUUACUAUAAAGAGCACAGUCUCUCUUUAUACCUAGAGAUGAGGAUAUUAUCUAAACUGCCAACAAUAUCCAAGACAUAAUAAAUAUCCUAAAAAUAAAUACAAAGAGUGACUAGGACAUUUACAGAAAUAUGUCCGAUUACCUGUAAGUUUUUUUAAACUCAAACUUUGAUUUUAGAGCUUCUAAUCACUUUCUCUUCUUUGGAUGAGCAAUCUUAUCUAGGAUGGAUAUACACACAAAUAAGCGUCUGAGGGUUCAUUGCUGCUAGAUUUUUAAGGUAUCAGCUGUUUACAGUAAUGUCUACAUAUUAUAUACUGUGUAUUAGCUUACUCCUAAGGGUAGUUAUCUUUUUUUGUAGUUUUCCUCCCCCUCUGAAUCUGAUUCUUAAGUCCAUUUUUCUGGUACAACGACUAACUUGGAAAGUACAGUCUCAAGCCCUCAUAGCACCAUAUUUCUGACUAUUUAAUGGCUACUGCCAUUGCACGUCCUGGUGAAAACAGUGGUGAGCUUUGCUGGCUGAUUUUAUAGUAUCAGUAAUUCCAUAUCUGUGUUUAGCUGACUAACAUCAUUUAGAGCGAUAAAAUUUUUAUAAAUUUACAUUUGAAAAUUUACUGACUCAGUUAUCUAAUAAAGGGCCACUGAGGCUAUUUUUAAGCCAUAUUUUGAAGUUAUAAAAAGAUAGAACAUCUGGCUGAUGAUGUUCGCCUAAGGAGACAAAUAAACUAUGCUCUUUCAGAUUUGAAAACAGUGUAAGUCUGGAUUGUCCUUUUCUUCCAUGCCCUGGGCCACCCAUCUCUUUUCUAAUAGAUCCGAUCUGCUGGUAAGGAGGGAGCACCUGGCUGACUCAUGCAUAGUUUGGCCAACCAGAGGAUUUUAUGAUCUAGAACUCUACUUAAAUCCUUUUUAUUUGUCUUCUGAGCUACAGUGCUAAAGCUUAUAUUCCUAAAAGGCAAUUUUAUCUUACAGACUUGUUUAUUUCCACCAUAUUCAAAAUAUAAUAACUUACAAACUGUUAUAAAAGUUAUGACGUCAGUAUAUUAUAGUGCUAUGCACUUGUGGAUUUUCUAUAUUUGUACCACUUUGAAAUUUACUUAAAUAGAAAAUGUUUUCCUAUUCACAUUUUCAAGCACUUGAAAAAUUAUUUUAAAUUUAUUUUGGCAUUGUGAGAGAGAAUAAGAUAAGAAGUUAAUGAAGUGACUUUCCUCUUACUCUGUGAAACUGCUACCUCUUAUUGUAUAUGUCUCUCAGCAGUACUUUCCCAGUGAGGCAUGUUUCCUUCUCAUUAUCACCUCUAUCUCAUGCCUUAAAGAGCUUGUACUUUUCCUGGAAUCAUUUAAAAAAACAAAACUGACAUGCAUACAUUAAAAAACAUAUGGGGCUUCAUUUAAAAAAUGGUCAGCACCUAGCACACACAGAAUUUAUCAGGCAGUUGUAUAUUUAAAGUAAUCUGUAGACAAAAAGGGAUCUAAAUGCUAGCAUUUUUUCUUAAUGUUUUAUAAGAGUUAUCAGUAAGUAGUAUUUGGAUUCCCUCUUUCUACCCCCUCACUCUUACCACAUUUUCUCCUUUAUUCUUCUAAGAUUGCCAGCUUUGUUACCCAAAACAUAAAACUUACCAGAUGGUGGUGCUAUUCUAAUUGUUUUUCUUCACAUAAUUUAACAUUCUUACUGCUUAUACUAUAUACAUACUUAAUUUUGUUGGGAGCAAGAAGUUUUUCAAAUAAAGGUCAUUUUGUAUUAGUAUAGGAAUAUUAUAUUAGACAAGUGUUUAGUUUAACUGGCUGAAUUAUGCUUGGUUAUUUGUAAUUUUAAACAUUGCAACUUGACUAGCUAACUACUGAGGCAUAAAAUUGAGAAUAACUUUCUUAAAUCUAUAUCUUUGAUGGCUUUAGCCUGUAAGGACAUUCUAGUAUAUUGAAAUGCAUGCUGCUUAAGGUUUGUCCAAUUAAAAUUUCAAAGCUUGCUUCGUUUUUACAUGGCCGAAACAUACUGUCUAGUCUGUGUUGCCAAUUGCCAUUUUUUGGUUUAUUAUGAAUUUUGGACCCUAUUGGACUAGGAAUUAGUUAAAUUUAUGAACUAAGAGAAUUAGUGAUGGAGGCGUAGGAUAAGGAGAACAGUAGGGGGUUGUAGCAAGUAAGAAAGAAAUGUCAGUGUUUGAAUUAGAGGAGGAAAGGCGGGAUCAGGUAGGUUUCAUCAAAGUAAGUGGAGAGAGAGUAUUUAAUUGAAUAACAGAAAGGGUCUUUCAUCCAGUUCUCAGUGUAGUUUGACAGUUGCUUUGGAAAUUAUAGGCGUUAAUACAGCUUGCUUUUUUAAGAAAUCGAAAAGGAAAAGCACUUCUCAGAGUGUCUAAAAUACUUUAUAGUAAUAAUUUGUGUAAAAAUUGAAUUUUGGAAUAUAAGUUUUUGCAUUUCUUUAUUGUGAUAAAAACACAUAACAUGAAAUUUACCAUCUUAACCAUUUUCUGGUGUACAGUUUAGUAAUAUUAAGUAAAUUCAGAUUGUUGUGAUACAAUCACAUCUUGAAAAAUUUAAAAUCUAUGCCCAUUAAACAAUGAACUCCUUUCUCUCCUGCCCCUAGUGGAAUUGAAUUUUGAUUAAAUAUAAAAAGAAACACCUGAAAUAUUUUAAAUGCUAGUGUUUGCAAGAUCAAAAAUGAUAAACAUCAAGUUCCUAAAAUUUGGGGGAUGACAGAAUUUUCUUUCCCCACCCCUACCAUUAUCAUCAGUCAUAAUUGAGUAGGUUUUAAAUGUCUGUUAAUUGAAAGGGUUUGUGAGUUCAUUUUGAACCAGAGGGAAGAAACAUUUUAAACAUUAGAAUUAGUUUAGCUUUGAACUUAUACUAAAUUAGGAAGGUAAAGGAUUUUCAUAAAUUAUGUGUGCCUUGUUGAAAAUGUCAGUUGUCUUUAAUUCUACAUGUAACUAUUGAAAAAACUUUUUCUCUCAAAAAGCAACCUAGUUUUAUUCGCUUGACUAUUAUGAUAGAAUGCUUACUGAUAUUACUUGAUAAUCAUAUAUAGCCUUGGAACUUUAACAUAUACAUAAAACUAUAAUAGUAUUAAAAAUUACAGUUGUACUUCUUUAAAACAUUAAAUUUGAGGAAAAACUAUUCAGUGCUGUCUCAUGUGUACAUUGCUUUGCUAUAGUGAGGGGGAGUCCUUUAGAUUGAGCCUCAAUUUACUGAUAAAUGCUUAGCAGUGGGUGAAACUAGAGUAUUAAAGUAUGAGCUAGAUAGUGGAGCUGAUGAAUUAGAAUUGUAAGUUGCUACAUUAGCAUUUUCUACCUCCAUUUCUAUUGGAGUGUUAUUUUCCCCCAGCAUUUAUUCAUACUUGUAACUAAGGAGGAGGUGGAAACCCAAGGUUAAAUUGAAAUUUUAAUUUUGUUGAGGAUUUAAGCAGUAGGUGCAGGAAAGGUGACUUACCACAUCAAUUUGGUGCCUAAAGCCAUAACUACAAGUUUUAAUUGACAUGGAUAAAAUAUGUAAGAAAGAUAAUAUUGCCGAAUAUGUUACUUUUCCUGUGUAGUCUAUUUGAUUUUGUUUCAUAAACAUGACUUCUUUCCUUCAAAAAGCAAAAUGGUCUUAUAAUUUUCUAUAAAAUAAACAAAUGUGCCAUUUUGACUGAAAUCUAUAAUUUCAGGAAGCUAUUGAAAGUUCUGACUCAGGGCUUUUUAACAGUUUAAGCAAUUGGUAAUUGUAUUUUGGAAAAUCCAUCUACAUAAUUCUUCAGUGCCUUGAAAGAAUUAUUAACUUGGCAACACUACUAAAACUUUAUAGAAGGCAUAGUGUGUGUGUAUUAACCUACACACGUUUAUAAGUUGUAUUGCUUAAGCUUGUGUGAUAGCGAUACUGUAUGUGUGCUGGGUUUGGGUAAUUCUUUAAAGGAACUUUUCUAGAUUUGCACUUGAUAUUUGUUCUUUUAAUAAAACUGAUUAUUUAUGGCCA
Molecule: messenger RNA, 8024 nt
Organism: Miniopterus natalensis
Lineage: Eukaryota; Metazoa; Chordata; Mammalia; Chiroptera; Miniopteridae
Gene: MIB1
Product: MIB E3 ubiquitin protein ligase 1
Biological process (GO): endocytosis; protein ubiquitination; Notch signaling pathway
Cellular component (GO): cytoplasm
Molecular function (GO): protein binding; ubiquitin-protein transferase activity; zinc ion binding
Source: RefSeq, a predicted model, not a curated record